AUGGGCGACGAUCGCAGCAUUCCUAUCAAGGCGUCUUCGAGCCACGACUUUGUCACCCAGCUCAGCUCCUCGUUCCGCGUCGGUACACCACGGGCACAGGAAAUAUUGGCCAGGGAUCUGGCAGAGUGCUCAGACGAGGAACCGCCUGACGAGAACGACGACGAUGCUAUCGGCUCCGUCUCCCAGUCCGAAUCAGAAGAGGGUCCUCUCUUCUACCGGCGGCCUAGCGGUGUUGCCUUUGGCACCUCUCGGCCCGUCAUGAACCCCCAGACACACGCAGUCGAAGAACAGCCGGUUCUCACCAGGGUCGAGAAGAAGCAGUCGCGCGACGCAGAGCGGAGUCUUCUCCGGGAUAACCACAUCCUACCGCCCAAGAACCCGAGGACGGACCAUGAGCCAUUCUACCGCCGCGCCUACAGACGCCUGUUCAGCACCAAAGUUCCGCUCGAGCCUCACGACGAGGAGGCGCCGCAGGUGGUCGUCUGCAGGCCCACCGAAUCGACACCUCUGCUGUCUGGUACUGCCCCGGCAUCAGGCGCUGAUGGCCACGAGCACCUCAACGAGCAGUGGGAUGCGGCAGUCGCAAUGGACCAGCUCCGCACCACCUGGCAGCGCGAGACCAAGACCAUUGUCCAGUAUGCCAGCCCGCUCAUCGUCACCUUCAUGCUGCAAUACUCGAUCAACGUAGUCGCCAUCUUUGCGGUCGGACGCAUCGGCAAGAUGGAGCUUGGCGCCGUGAGCCUGGCUUCCAUGACGGCCACCAUCACUGCCUACGCGCCUUUCCAGGGACUCGCGACGAGCCUCGACACCCUCUGCGCGCAGGCGUACGGUUCAGGUCACCGCCAUCUCGUCGGGCUCCAGUUCCAGCGCAUGACGUACUUCAUGCUCAUGUGUUUUGUCCCUAUCGCCGUUUUGUGGUUCUUUGCCGAGGCAGUGCUGAGCCUGAUCAUCCCGGAGCCCGAAUCGGCGCGGCUAGCGGGACAGUACCUGCGGGUGAUGAUCCUGGGCGGGCCGGCCUUUAUCUGCUUCGAAGGCGGGAAGCGGUUCGUGCAGGCGCAGGGUCUAUUCCAGGCGACAACGUGGGUUCUCCUGAUCGCGGCACCCAUCAACAUCUUUCUGAACUGGCUGUUUGUCUGGAGGUUGGGAUGGGGCUUCGUCGGGGCUCCAGCCGCCGCCGUCUGCACGCAGAACCUUUUACCGCUGCUGCUGUUCCUCUACGUGCGCUUCGUCAACGGGUACCAAUGCUGGGGCGGUUUCAGCAAGCGUGCUUUCACCAACUUGGGCCCCAUGCUUCGCCUGGCGCUGCCGGGCAUGGUCAUGAUCGAGGCCGAAUACAUGGCCUUUGAGGUCCUCACUUUGCUCUCAAGCCACUUUGGACCGUCGUAUCUCGCGGCGCAGAGUGUCGUGUUCACGCUGUGUGCCAUUACCUACCAGAUUCCAUUCCCUGUGAGUAUCGCAGCGUCGACACGAAUCGCCAACCUCAUUGGUGCCGGGUUGGUGGACGCAGCCAAGACUACUGGCAAAGUGGCGUUCGUUGCGGCACUGAUUGUGGGCAUCUUCAACGUCAUCUUGUUUAGCAGCUUCCGGUUCCACCUGCCGCGACUGUUCACCAGCGACGAGGAGGUCAUCGCCAUCGUGGCCGACGUGCUCCCGCUGUGCGCGAUGAUGCAGGUAUUCGACGGCCUCAGCGCAGGAGCCCACGGGCUACUUCGCGGCAUCGGCCGCCCGUCUAUUGGCGGGUAUGCCACCAUUUCGGUGUACUACUUCAUUGCUCUCCCUCUGUCUUUUGGGACGGCGUUCGGCCUGGGGUGGAAGCUCAAGGGCCUGUGGCUGGGUGUCACGAUUGGGCUUGCGUUGGUCUCAUUGAUUGAAUAUUCGUUUGUGUACUUUAGCGACUGGCACAAGGCGGCCAAGGAGGCAGACGCGAGGAACCAGGCCGAGUAA
Colletotrichum graminicola M1.001 is the source of this 1944-nucleotide messenger RNA. RefSeq names its product MATE efflux family protein. The record is from RefSeq and is a predicted model, not a curated record. NCBI's taxonomy places the organism in Eukaryota, Fungi, Ascomycota, Sordariomycetes, Glomerellales, Glomerellaceae. Gene Ontology annotation, biological process: xenobiotic detoxification by transmembrane export across the plasma membrane. Gene Ontology annotation, cellular component: membrane. Gene Ontology annotation, molecular function: xenobiotic transmembrane transporter activity; antiporter activity. Bases 1 to 1944 code for a protein of 647 amino acids. The transcript has 3 exons.